Molecule: messenger RNA, 1956 nt
Organism: Drepanopeziza brunnea f. sp. 'multigermtubi' MB_m1
Lineage: Eukaryota; Fungi; Ascomycota; Leotiomycetes; Helotiales; Drepanopezizaceae
Biological process (GO): exocytosis
Cellular component (GO): exocyst
Molecular function (GO): phosphatidylinositol-4,5-bisphosphate binding
Source: RefSeq, a predicted model, not a curated record
AUGGCCAGAGGCAGCCGCGCCAUCUGGUCUACGAAGUAUCAGGACUCGAUCAUGGCAGUAGGUCUGGGCACAAGACAGGCUGCCGACGAGGAAGCGAGGGCUGAGGUUGAGGUCCUCAACAGCCGCCUCGAGAAGACUCGCAUCCUAAACGCCAAACUCGCUGCUUCGUUGGCGAGGCUGGAGCUGAGCGGCAAGAGUGUGCAAGAGGCCAUUGGCCCGAUUUACGGGAACACGCAGAAGCUGCAGGUGCUGGGGACAAAUAUCGAUGGAAUUAUUUCAGCAAUUGAGAAGAUCCGCCAGCCCUCGGACAUCAAGAGCAACGAGGAGGAUGUGAUCAGGAAAGGGCCUGAGAAGGUCGGCCUGGCCUUGUUCUUGAGCUCUGUCAAACGCUUGAGCAAAGCACUAUCCGACUUGAAGCAAACAAACCUCCGAUCGAACCAGCAAGCGGUGGCAGACCUCUCCAAACUGCUGAAGUUUGGAAACGAGCAGUUGGAGCAGCACUUCCAGAGACUUCUCCAGGAAGACUCCAAGCCCAUCGAACCCCUCCACUUCAUCACGAAGGAGAAGCCCUUUCCCACGCUCUCGCAGGACAAUUCCACUUCCCUGGGGCUGAUCAAUCAGCACAUCGCUUCCGUUGCGAGACAAUCUGGGUCUUCUCGAGAUUCGCCCAUGCUACAAGUAUAUGCAAAUGUCAGGGGCCCUUAUCUUGUAGCCACUCUGCAAAAUCUGGCUGCUGCAUCUCUCAAUACCGCAAAGAAGAAGACUCCAGAUGCCGUGUACCGGCAAGGAACAAAUGGCAUGGGCACCUAUGCGACAGGUAUGGCGGGUUCUUUCUUGGCAGAAUACGAGAAUAUCUGUGGCCUGUUCUCCAGAGACGAAUGGGGAAAGGUCUUCAAUCUGACUUGCCAGGGAGCCAUAUCUGAGCUCGCCAGGACCCUCAGGGAACUCAACUCGCAUAUCAGGGCGAACUUACCUACAGACUGUUUUCUCGCGUACGAGAUCAUCGAGAUCAUGUCCAAUCUAUCCUCGGACCUGGACGGCAGGACAGGGGAGCUGAAGCCAUCUUUUGCUGCAGCAUUGAAGCCUAUUCGCGAGACUGGAAAGUCAUCGCUCGCCGAGUUACUUGAGGAUACACGUCGCCGCAUAAAUGCAAUGCCAGGAGUACCCCAUGACUCGGCCGCUGUACCCAUCACCCAAGAAACGAUGACCCGCCUACAGACGAUGAUCGAUUUUCUCCGUCCAAUUUCCAGUAUCAUGGUCUCCAUCGGCGACCAGGGCUGGAGAUCGACCGCAACAUCUAACGCCUCCAUCGACCAAAUCCCCUCCUUGAAUUCCUUCGACGUCGGCGCCGACGGCAAGGAAAUAUUCGCCAACUAUUGCAUCGACACUAUCGAUACGCUCCUCAGCUCUCUGGAAGCCAAAGCCAAACCUCUGCUCAAAGGCAAAGCCCCUCUCGGCGUCUUCAUCGCCAACAACGCCACAAUCGUUGAUCGUAUGAUCCGCACCUCCGAACUCCAGCCCCUCCUCCAGUCUCGCAUGGGCGAAAUCGAGAAGUGGCGCAAGACAGGGGCCUCUUACUACGCGACUGCCUGGCGCGAACCAUCAGCACACCUCUUGGACGUCACGUACACCAACCGCGGGCAGCGGCCCCACUCCGGCUCCGCCAACACCGUCGACUCAGCUGCUAUCGUCAAAGGCCUGAGCAGCAAGGACAGAGACGUCAUCAAGCAGAAGUUUUCGCUCUUCAAUCAAAGCUUCGACGAUCUGGUUUUGAAGCACAAGGCGAUGAACAUGGAGCGCGAGGUUAGGGAGAUGCUGGGCCGGCAGGCGCAGCAGAUGAUUGAGCCUCUGUACUGCAGGUUCUGGGAUCGGUAUCAUGAGGUUGACAAGGGGAAGGGGAAGUACGUGAGGCAUGAUAAGGGGGGGAUUGCGGCUACGUUCCUGAGUCUGUCGUGA